AUGGAGGCGGUCGGUGCUGCUGCCAACAUCAUCGCGGUCGUCCAACUUGCUUCCAAAAUCGGCUCGAUAUUGUUUCAGUACUCCAAAGACGUCAAGAAUGCCCGCGAUGAUGUGGAGCGACUCACCCAGGCGGUGGCGCACUUGCGAAAGGCCGCCCAAGGCGUGAGACACCUGUUGGAGAGCCAUAAUGGGGAGAGGCUGAAAACAUCUCAAGACUUGGUCGUCGUUACGAGGCAAGCUGAAGAGCAGUUGCAGAAGCUGGGCAGGCGACUCGAGCCAAGUCCGACACGGCAGACAAUGAAACGGUUCGGCUUCCGCGCCUUGAAAUGGCCGUUUCAAAGCACUGAGGCACAAAAGCUCGUAUCGGACAUCGAAAGAUGCACGCAGACUAUGAACUUUGCGUUGCAAAUUGACCAAACUGAGAUUAUUCUUAAUAUAGAACAGACGGUGCUGCUUGACAAGCUCCCAGUGGCUACCGGCGCUACAUUUGAUUCUUACGAGGAAGGACGGAAUCCGACAUGUCUGCCCAACACCAGAGUAGACUUACUUCAGCAGCUAUCCGCGUGGGCAGAUGACUCGGAUUCAGAGGCGAUAUUCUGGCUCAAUGGCAUGGCAGGAACGGGAAAAUCCACAAUAUCUCGUACCAUGGCUAGAGACCUGACCAGAAAGGGCCGGUUAGGAGCCAGCUUCUUUUUUAAAAGAGGUGAAGGUGACCGAGGAAACAUGACUCGGUUUGUGACAUCAAUCGCUGCCGAUAUUGUAGCCAGGGAACCAGCAAUAUCACAUCACGUGAAAAAGACGCUGGAGGAAGAUCCUGGAAUAGUGAAGAAGACACUGAGGGAACAAUUUGACAAACUCAUCUUCCAACCAUUUUCAAAGCUUCCGAAACGGACUGGUGAGCCGAUUGUUCUGGUCGUGGAUGCUUUAGAUGAGUGUGACAAAGACGAUGACAUUCGCACCAUGAUCGAGUUACUUUCUACAGCAAAGAAGUUGCAAAAUUUACGCCUGAAAACAUUUCUCACAAGCCGACCGGAGCUACCGAUCCGACUGGGCUUCCACGCGAUCAAAGGCAAAUACCAAGAUUUGAUUUUGCAUGACAUACCGCUAUCUAUUAUCGAGCAUGACUUGCAGGUUUUUCUCGAGUACAAAACCUCAGAAAUCCGCGAUGAGUACAAUGCGACCGUGCCGAAAGACAGACAGCUUACCCAAGAUUGGCCGGGCGAACUGAAAAUCACGUCGUUGGUCCAUAUGGCUGUACCGCUUUUCAUUUUUGCCGCCACUACUUGUCGGUUCCUUGCCGACAGAAAGUGCGGCAGCCCUGGUAACCAGCUAGAGACCGUUCUUCAAUAUCAGACGAAAAUCCAGGAAUCAAAACUUGAUGCAACAUACUUGCCUGUGUUGGAACAGCAAGUCGUUGGUCUUUCGAAUAGAGAAAAGGCUCAAGUUCUGAGCCAAUUUCGAUUGGUUAUAGGCUCCGUCGUCAUCUUGGCAAGACCACUUUCUACCUCAGCUCUGGCAGGCAUUCUUUUCAUCGAACGAGAGACUGUUGAUGCUCGGUUGGAUUUGCUCCAUUCAGUCCUUAGCGUGCCAGCUUCGAGUGAGGAGCCGGUGAGACUGUUCCAUUUGUCCUUUCGAGAUUUUUUGCUUGACCAAGACAAGCGUGAUACUCAUGCGUUUUGGAUUGAUGAAAAAGAGGCUCAUAGGACCUUGGGAAGAAACUGUCUUAGUUUAAUGGACAAACUAAAGGAAGACAUUUGCGAUCUGAAAUUUCCCGGCACGAGAGCCAAAAAUGUCAGCCCAGACAAGCUUGCCACUUGUCUUCCCCCUCACUUGCAAUAUGCGUGCCUAUAUUGGGUUUAUCAUAUUAGUGAAGCAGAGUUGUGUGAAGAGGAUAUGCAAAGUGUUCACAAUUUCCUGAAAUCCCAUUUUCUACACUGGAUUGAAGCGCUUAGCUUGACGGGACAGGGCUUGGAGAGCAUUAAACUCAUGAACAAUUUGAUCUCAGUUGUCAGCAACCAAAAUUCCCCAGACUUGCUGGCAUUCCUCCUCGACGCCCGCCGAUUUGUGCGCACAAAUUCGUUCGCCUUUGAUUCCUUCCCCCUACAACUCUAUUCCUCUCUCCUACUAUUCGCACCGGAGAAGAGUUUAAUUCGAGAAAUAUUUCAAAAUAACAUUCCGGAAUGGAUUAGUGCACGACCGAAGAGUGAUAAUGAAUGGGGUCGGUGUUUGCAGACACUUGAGGGCCACACGAGGACGGUGAACUCCGUUGCUUUCUCGCCCGACUCAACCCUGAUCGCCUCGGCAUCAUUGGAUAAGUCUGUCCGAUUCUGGAAUUCGGCAACAGGAGAAUGCCCGUUGAUCAUACCACAUGAUCAACCUGUUCGGCAAGCUGUCUUUACGCCGGCCCCUGGGUCGAUAGCAACGGUGUCCGGUCUCAAGGUCCAGCUAUGGCAUGUGAAAACAGGUGCACGUUUACAACAUGGCCAAGACUGUGGGAUUGAAGCUAAUCUCACUUUCAUGGACGGCUUAAUAACCACUUGGCAAAGAUACGCUGGAGGCAGUUUCGGGAUCAAGAUUGCGGAUGAACCCGAGGUUCGAAUACACUCUGGGAGCUCGAAAGCUGGAGUUAUGUGUCAGUCUCACGAUGCUAAGUGGCUCGCUGUGGCUGACUUUCAAGGGAAAAUCCGAUAUUUUCAUACACAAAGUGGUCAGUGUACUUGGGAGUUGCAGCACGAAGAUGCGAUCGCUUCAAUGGCCCUUUCUCACAAUUCCAAAAUGCUAGCAAUAGUUUCAAUACGUGGAUUCAUUACACUUUGGGACGUUGAUACGGAUUUUAGACUGCAUAGAAUCAGCUACUACGACAAUGGGGUUGCCGUAGCGAUGUUCUCUCACAAUUCGGCGUUGCUGGCCACGGCCUCGACGGAUGGGACAAUCAUGCUCUGGCACACCGACACGGGAAAACACUUUCUGACUCUGGAAGGGCAUAGCAACACCGUCAAAUCCGUCGCAUUUUCUCACGAUUCCACCCUCCUUGCCUCGGCAUCUAUUGAUAGGACUAUUCGCGUAUGGGAUAUUGAUACUCAAGAGGCUUCUGCUCCGUCUAAUGGUCAUAGUGGAAGCACUCGCAUGAUUGUUUUUUCUGAAGACUCCAAGGUCAUUGCAUCGGGGUCGUUGGAUGGCACGAUACGAUUGUGGGACAGGGCCACAGGCAAGUGUCUCCAUGUGCUCGACGAGCAUUCAAAGAGCAUUCUGGCGGUGGCCUUCUCACCCGAUUCACAACUCCUUGCCUCGGCGUCAUUUGACGGAACCGUUCGCGUGUGGAGUGUUCAAACCGGGGAGCGUAUUCAUGCCUUGGCCGCGGAGAGUUACGGCGGAGUGCGCACAGUAGCGUUCUCACCUGACUCAACACUCAUCGCGUCUGGUAACUUCGAUGGAUCGGUGCAAAUGUGGGAUGUUUCUACGGGCCAUUGUUCUGAGACACUACUCGGCCACUCUGACAUGGUCACCUCAGUGAAAUUCUCCACAGACUCGACCAUGCUGGUAUCGGCAUCUGUUGAUGGGACUAUUCGGAUCUUUAAUCCCAAGUCUGACCGCGAUUACAGAAAAUUGAAGGGCCACAGUGCAAGGAUUCUGUCCUUCACCUUGUCGAGUGACUCUUCACAACUGGUAUCAGGGUCAGCUGAUAAGACAGUGAAGUUGUGGGACAUGGAAUCCGGAAACUGCAUCCAGACCUUUCAGGGUCACAAGGAUGAUAUCCGUGCAGUCGCCCUAUCCGAAGACUCCAAAUCUAUCAUAUCGGCCUCUUCAGAUGGGACAAGUCGGGUUUGGGAUGCAUCGACAGGCGAAUGCCGCCAAAUUGUUCUAGUCCCCAAGACCUGCACCUCGAUCUCAUUCCAGCAACGAGUCAACAGAAACUGGGAUUUGAUCACAAAUACUGGUAUAAUUCCCAUUAACCGUCCCUUGUCAGACGUGCAUAUUGAGCCUUUGUCUGCUAAAUUCUCUGGGCUUGGGAUCUCGAGUGACUAUAGCUGGAUCACAUUUAACGGUGAGAACCUUCUCUGGUUGCCUGGCGAAUUUAGGCCAAAUGGAGAUUCCCCUAUCGUGAUAUCUGAUUCAACAAUAGCUAUUGGGCGACAAUCGGGGAGAGUCACGAUUAUUGGGUUUAGAUUGGGUCUGUUGGAUUUUUAG
Clonostachys solani is the source of this 4188-nucleotide messenger RNA. Lineage: Eukaryota; Fungi; Ascomycota; Sordariomycetes; Hypocreales; Bionectriaceae. The record is from the annotation of a GenBank genome assembly.